Molecule: messenger RNA, 1503 nt
Organism: Torulaspora globosa
Lineage: Eukaryota; Fungi; Ascomycota; Saccharomycetes; Saccharomycetales; Saccharomycetaceae
Gene: CTS1
Product: chitinase
Exons: 1
Coding region: 1-1503 (500 amino acids)
Biological process (GO): carbohydrate metabolic process; chitin catabolic process
Cellular component (GO): extracellular region
Molecular function (GO): chitinase activity; chitin binding
Source: RefSeq, a predicted model, not a curated record
AUGAUCAAUUCAUUCCUUUUCCAGAUUUCGCUAUUUUUCUUCACUCAUUUAGCCUUUGGGUUUGACCUGCAAUCCAAGCAAAACGUGGCAUUGUACUGGGGCCAGAAUUCCGCCGGUUCCCAGCAGUCGCUGGGGAGUUACUGCGAGUCGACUGAUGCCGAUAUCUACCUAUUGUCGUUCCUUUAUCAAUUUCCCACUAUUGGUCUCGAUUUCUCGAAUGCCUGUACCACGUCCUUCUCUGACGGUGUGUUGCACUGCUCCCAGAUUGCGCAAGACAUUCAGAAGUGUCAAUCUCUGGGUAAAAAAGUUUUACUCUCUUUGGGUGGUGCUUCUGGGGCAUAUGGCUUCUCAGAUGAGAACUCGGCCAAGGCAUUCGCACAUACUUUAUGGAACACUUUUGGUGAAGGUACUGGAGCUACUGAACGUCCUUUCGACUCAUCCAUCGUCGAUGGUUUCGAUUUUGACAUUGAAAACAACAACGCUGUUGGAUACGCCGCCCUGGUUAAGGAAUUGAGGUCCCUGUUCGCGACCAGUACUAAGCAAUACUACAUAUCUGCGGCUCCUCAAUGUCCUUAUCCUGACGCAUCGGUUGGAGAUAUGUUGGAAAAUGCGGACGUCGAUUUUGCUUUCAUUCAGUUUUACAACAAUUACUGUAAUGUUGGCAAGUCUUUCAACUGGGACACAUGGCAAAACUAUGCUCAAAGCGUGUCUCCAAACAAGAAUAUCAAGUUGUACCUGGGUUUGCCAGGCUCCGCUACUGCCGCCAGCACCGGUUACAUUUCUGACCUAUCUCUGCUAGAGGACACCAUCUCGAAAGUCUCAGGCAGCGGUAAUUUUGGUGGCGUCGCUAUGUGGGACGCAUCACAAGCUUUUUCCAACAAGAUAGAUGGCCAAUCGUACGUGUCGCAUGUUAAGAGCAUUUUGAGCAAGUGCCUAGGCGGCUCUUCUACUACGACUUUGAGCCCUUCAUCUUCAACCGCCUCCUUUUUCACCACACCAUCUUCCACCAUAUCAUCCUCCACCACAAGCUCUUCUGCUACGGUUCUCACCACCGCAACCACUAGUGAUGCUGUCAGAGGCUUGACCACCAAGUUCUUGACCAGUGCAACCGCCAGCUCAACAGCCUCAGUAAGCACAACCCAUACAGAUGCCAGGACUACGGUGUUAUCAAACAAUCCUUUGACAACCACAUUGUCCACAAGUUCAACAGUUGAAAGAACAACCCUGCAGACCUCCGCACAGCCUACAACCACAGGAUCCGCUGCGUAUGCCAAAGCCGUCAGCCUCAAUGCCCUGUAUGCGUCAGGAAAAUACAACGGUGAGGAAACAUGUACAAAUGGUGACAUCGCAUGUUCUGCAAACGGUGAAUUCGCCAUUUGUAACUUUGGCACAUGGGUCAACAUGGUCUGUGCAAGCGGCACAACCUGUUUCGCUUCCGAGUCAAGCGACAUAUUGACCAUCGGCUGCAAUUUUGCCAGCCAAAAGGAGAAAUAUAUAAACUGA